Molecule: messenger RNA, 5530 nt
Organism: Scomber scombrus (Atlantic mackerel)
Lineage: Eukaryota; Metazoa; Chordata; Actinopteri; Scombriformes; Scombridae
Product: vitellogenin-2-like
Exons: 34
Coding region: 31-5154 (1707 amino acids)
Biological process (GO): lipid transport
Molecular function (GO): lipid carrier activity
Source: RefSeq, a predicted model, not a curated record
UCUGGUACAAGUCGAUCACAUUCAGCAACCAUGAGGGUGCUAGUACUAGCUCUCACCGUGGCCUUUGCAGCAUGCCACCAGGUCAGCUUUGCCCCAGAAUUUGCAACUGGAAGGACUUACGUGUACAAAUAUGAAGCACUUCUGAUGGGCGGCCUGCCUGAGGAGGGUCUGGCACGGGCCGGUGUGAAAGUGUUGAGCAAAGUUAUGAUCAGUGCAGCAGCUCCUGACACCUUCAUACUGAAGCUUGUAGACCCUGAAAUCUUUGAGUACAGUGGCAUCUGGCCCAAAGAUGCUUUCAUCCCAGCCACCAAGCUCACCUCAGCCCUGGCUGCUCAGCUCCUGACACCCAUCAAGUUUGAAUAUGCCAACGGUGUUGUCGGCAAAGUAUUCGCACCCGCUGGCGUCUCUGCAACUGUGCUGAAUGUCUACAGAGGAAUCCUUAACAUCUUCCAGAUGAACAUCAAGAAGACACAGAAUGUCUAUGAGCUACAGGAGCCUGGAGUUCAGGGAGUGUGCAAGACCCACUACGUCAUCAGUGAGGACGCAAAGGCUGAACGCAUCUUGUUGACCAAGACCAAGGACCUGAACCACUGCCAGGAGAGAAUCAUUAAGGACAUCGGCUUGGCUUACACAGAGAAAUGUGCUGAGUGUGAGGCUAGAGGAAAGACCCUGAAGGGAGCCGCAGCCUUUAACUAUGUCAUGAAGCCAGCACCCACAGGUGCUCUGAUCUUGGAGGCAACUGCUACAGAGCUCAUCCAGUUCUCACCUUUCAACAUCUUGAACGGCGCCGCCCAGAUGGAGGCUAAGCAAAUCUUGACCUUCCUGGAGGUUGCAAAGACCCCAGUGGAGCCCAUCAGAGCUGACUAUCUUCACCGGGGAUCCCUGCAGUAUGAGUUCGGCAGCGAGCUUCUCCAGACACCGAUCCAGCUUCUGAGGAUCAGCAAUGCUGAGGCUCAAAUUGUUGAGAUUCUGAACCACCUAGUGACCUUCAAUGUGGCCAAGGUCCAUGAAGACGCACCUCUGAAGUUUAUUGAGCUCGUCCAGUUGCUGCGUGUGGCCAAACUUGAGAGUAUUGAGGCCCUCUGGACUCAGUUCAAAGUUAGACCCGAUUACAGGCACUGGAUUUUGAAUGCCGUUCCUGCCAUUGGUACUCAUACUGCUCUGAGGUUCCUCAAGGAGAAGUUCAUCGCUGGUGAGCUGACUAUUGCUGAAGCUGCCCAAGCUCUGCUGGCUUCUGUGCACAUGGUGACAGCUGACCUGGAGGCCAUCAGGUUUGCUGAAGGCUUGGCUAUGAACCACAAAAUUAGAGAAAACCCAGUCCUGCGUGAGAUUGUCAUGCUGGGCUACGGCACCCUGGUGGCUAAAUACUGCGCAGAGAACCCAUCUUGCCCAGCUGCGCUUAUGAAGCCCAUCCAUGAGAUCGCUGUCCAGGCUGUUGCCAGAAGUGAUAUUGGGGAACUCACUGUUGCUCUUAAAGUUCUGGGUAACGCUGGACAUCCUGCCAGCCUUAAGCCAAUCCUGAAGCUCCUGCCUGGCUUCGGCAGUGCUGCUGCCAAUCUGCCACUGAGAGUUCACAUUGAUGCUGUUCUGGCCCUGAGGAACAUUGCCAAAAAGGAGCCCAAGAUGAUCCAGGAAAUGGCUGUUCAGCUGUUCAUGGAUAAGGCUCUCCACCCAGAGCUCCGAAUGGUUGCUGCUGUCGUGUUGUUUGAGACCAAACUGCCCAUGGGUCUGGUGACUACCCUUGCCGACACACUCUUGAAAGAAACAAACAUGCAGGUUGCUAGCUUUGUCUACUCUUACAUGAAGGCCAUGACGAAGAACACUGCCCCUGACUUUGCCUCUGUUGCUGCUGCCUGUAAUGUUGCUGUGAAGAUCCUCAGCCCCAAACUUGACAGACUGUGCUACCGCUUCAGCAGAGCUCUCUAUUUUGAUGCCUACAGCAACCCCUGGAUGAUGGGUGCCGCUGCCAGUGCCUUCUAUGUCAAUGAUGCUGCAACUAUUUUGCCAAAAGCCAUUUUGGCCAAAGCUCGCACCUACCUGGCAGGAGCUUAUGCUGAUGUCUUAGAGUUGGGAGUGAGAACAGAGGGAAUCCAGGAGGCCUUAAUGAAAAUCCCCAAGGCUCCUGAGAAUGCUGAAAGGAUCACCAAGAUGAAACAAGUUAUGAAGGCUCUCUCCGAAUGGAGGGCUCAUCCUUCAAGCCAGCCCCUGGCCUCUGUGUAUGUGAAAUUCUUCGGACAGGAAAUUGCAUUUGCCAACAUUGACAAAGCCAUGGUUGAUCAGAUUAUUGAGCUUGCCACUGGACCUGCAAUUCACACUUACGGAAGGAAGGCUUUGGAUGCGCUGCUGUCUGGUAUAGCUGUGCAUUAUGUUAAGCCUAUGCUGGUUGCUGAGGUUCGUCGCAUCAUGCCCACUGCUGUUGGUCUGCCAAUGGAGCUAAGUUUCUAUACUGCUGCUGUGGCUGCUGCAUCUGUUGAACUCCAAGCCACUGUGACACCACCUCUACCCGAAACCUUCCAUGCUGCUCAGCUUCUUAAGUCCGAUAUCAACCUAAGGGCAGCAAUUACCCCAAGUGUCUCCAUGCACACCUAUGCAGUUAUGGGCGUGAAUACUGCUUUGAUCCAGGCUUCCUUACUGUCAAGAGCCAGAGUUCAUACAAUUGUUCCUGCAAAGAUGGAAGCAAGAAUUGAUAUGAUUAAGGGCAACUUCAAGUUCCAGUUCCUGCCUGUUCAGGGUGUCGAUAAGAUUGCAUCUGCACUUGUUGAGACCUUUGCUAUUGCAAGAAAUGUGGAAGACCUCGCAGCCGCCAAGAUAACACCAAUGAUUCCAGCUGAAGCUGCAGCUCUGCUGUCAAGACAGACCUUCUCCUCAAGAGUUUCUAGGAUGGCAUCCUCCCUGCUUGGUAGCAUUUCAGCAUCAUCGGAAAUCAUUCCUGUUGAUGUGCCAAGCAAAAUUGUCAACAAGAGGAAAAUCCCCAGGGCCUUUGAGAAGAAAAUGUGUGCUGCAUUUGAAACCUUUGGAAUCAAGGCAUGCACAGAGAUCGAAUCUCACAACGCCGCUUUCAUCAGAAACUGUCCACUCUACGCCAUAAUUGGAAAACAUGCUGUCUUGGUUGAUGUUGCUCCAGCUGCUGGACCCGUCAUUGAGAAGAUUGAAAUUGAGAUUCAGGUUGGCGAUAAAGCAGCAGAAAAGAUCAUCAAAGUGAUUAACUUGAGCGAGGAAGAUGAUAUUCUUGAGGACAAGAAUGUCCUGAUGAAACUCAAGAAAAUCCUGGUUCCUGGUCUGAAGAACAGCACUUCCUCCAGCUCCAGCAGCUCCCGCUCCAGCAGCUCCCGUUCCAGCAGCUCCAGCUCUAAGCGCAGUUCAAGCGCCUCUUCCUCUGUAUCAUCCAAGUCUUCCUCCAGCUCCUCUUCUCGCCGCCAGAGCAAGAUGGUUGACGUUGUUGCCCAGGGAAGCAAGGUAUCAAAGAGACUGAGCAGCCGCUCCAGCAGUGCCUCCAGCAGUCGAUCAAGUAGCCGCUUCAGUAGCCCUUCAAGCAGCCGCUCAUCUAGCCUGUCUAGCAGCCGCUCUUCCAGCUCCAGCUCCUCCAGGUCCAGCUCCAUGUCAAAGCAAGACCUGUAUGACAUGAAGUUCAUCAAGAGCCACAUCCACCAGCAUGCAGUCUCCACAGCCCGUGCAAACAGCAAGAGCAGCGCCCACAGCUUCGAAGCCAUCUACAACAAGGCCAAGUACCUCGCUAGCACCGUCACUCCUGCUGUGACCAUUCUCAUUCGCGCUGUAAGAGCUGACCACAAGGUUCAGGGAUACCAGAUUGCAGCUUACUUUGACAAAACAACUGCCAGACUGCAGUUUAUUUUUGCCAACCUGGCUGAGAAUGACCACUGGAGAAUCUGCGCUGAUGGUGUCCUGCUGAGCAACCACAAGCUGAUGGCCAAGAUUGCCUGGGGAAUUGAAUGCAAACAAUACGCAACUGAGAUCACAGCUGAAACUGGUCUUGUGGGUAAAGUGCCUGCCUUCCGCCUGAAGCUGACCUGGGACAAACUUCCACAACGCAUGAGGCGCUAUGCACAGCAGCUGUCUGAGUACAUUUCACGUAUCACUCAGUACAUCGGAGUAACCCAGUCAAAGGUCAAGAAUGAACGUAAUCAGAUCAAACUGACUGUGGCUGUUGCUUCAGAGAAAACCCUGAAUGUUGUGUUGAAGACACCAAAGAGGACCAUCUACAAACGUGAUGUGGAUCUCCCUGUUUAUCUGCCAUUUGGAGACACUGCUGCAGAGCUGGAACCAUACCAGGACAGCUUAGCUGACAAGAUCACCUACAUGGUCACCAAGGCUCACGCAGCUAAGUGUGCCAUGGUCAAAGACACUCUGAUUACCUUCAACAACAGGAAAUACAAGAACGAAAUGCCCCACUCUUGCUACCAGGUUUUGGCUCAGGAUUGCAGCUCAGAACUUAAAUUCAUGGUUCUGCUGAAGAGAGACCAAACACAGGAACAGAACGAAAUCAAUGUGAAGAUUGCAGACAUUGACGUAGACAUGUAUCUGAAGGACAGUGCUGUCAUGGUGAAGGUCAACGGAGUAGAGAUCCCCAUCAACAACCUGCCAUACCAGCAUCCAACAGGCAAGAUUCAGAUCAGAAAGAGAGGUGACGGCGUUGCUCUUCACGCUCCCAGCCAUGGUCUUCAGGAGGUCUUCUUUGAGCUGAACGCACUGAAGGUUAAAGUUGUGGAUUGGAUGAGGGGACAGACCUGUGGACUCUGUGGAAAGGCUGAUGGGGAAUUCAGACAGGAGUUCCGCACACCCAACGAACGGCAGACCAAGGACGCAGCCAGCUACGCUCAUUCCUGGGUUUUGCCUGGAAAGAGCUGCCGCGAUGCCUCUGAGUGCUACAUGAAACUUGAAUCUGUGAAACUGGAAAAGCAAAUGAUCCUCUAUGGCCAGGAGUCCAAAUGCUACUCUGUUGAGCCUGUGUUGCGCUGCCUGCCCGGCUGCAUGCCAGUGAGAACCACCACUGUCACUGUUGGCUUCCACUGCCUGCCUACUGAUUCCAACCUGAAUCGUUCUGAGGGUCUGAGCAGCAUUUAUUAUAAAAGCGAGGACAUGAAAGAUUCAGCUGAGGCCCACCUGGCCUGUCGCUGCAACGCCCAGUGCGCUUAAUCUCUCUUCAAGUUUGUUUUGUCCCUUUCAUUGUUAAUUAAUCUAAACUGUAAACUUAAAUAAACUAAAGAGGCAUAUGUGGAUCAUGUGAUGUUCAGCUUCUUCAAAAAUUUAAAAUCACAAUGACUAAAAAUAUCUUAAAUGACAAACCUUUUUCUUCACAAUCUCUAAAUCACAAACUCUAAACUAUGAAUUUGUGAAGCCACAGCUUGAAUGUGCUAUAUUUGUAGUGGAAAUGUUCUGUGGAGAAACAGUAUGUCAUUUUACAGUCCUGAUUCUCUGGAGUCUACCUUCACAACAGUGUUGUUCUUGUUACAGUACAAUGAUCUUGUCCAUGAUAUCAAAAAUCAAUAAAGCCCUAAAGCAUAAUCAGAAA